Molecule: messenger RNA, 840 nt
Organism: Procambarus clarkii (red swamp crayfish)
Lineage: Eukaryota; Metazoa; Arthropoda; Malacostraca; Decapoda; Cambaridae
Product: putative peptidyl-tRNA hydrolase PTRHD1
Molecular function (GO): peptidyl-tRNA hydrolase activity
Source: RefSeq, a predicted model, not a curated record
AAUGAUAUAACAUGAAAAUUAUGUUGUUGGCUUAUGCGUUAUGGACGCAUAACGCAUAAAGCAAGCCAGCAACAUUGAUAGUACAUAAAAUUGAUGAAGAUUAAGCCACCCAAGAGGUGGCACGGGCAUGAGUAGCCUGUGCAAGAGGCCAUGUCAGGAGCCACACUUGGACUUGUUCAGUAUGUUGUGGUACGCACAGACCUUAUGACCUCGCUAGCAUGGCCUGUAGGUGCUGUCAUUGCUCAGGCCUGUCAUGCCUCUACUGCAGUUGCCCAUCUUUACCACGAAGAUAAAAAUAUGCAAAGAUACCUGGCUGACUUAGACAACAUGCAUAAGGUUGUACUGGGAAUUGAUAAUGAAACAAAACUACGUAACCUAUCAGAGAAAUUGAAUGAAGCCGCCAUUGAUCACAAGCUAUGGAUUGAGCAGCCUGAAGAUACCCCAACAUGUCUAGUGACAAAGCCAUAUCCCAAGGAGGAGGUUAGCAGAUUAUUUAAAAAGCUAAAAUUAUUUAUGAUGGACAACCCAUCCAGUUCCAGGGAAAACACAACCAACUAGUUGUAAAAAUAUUAUGUUCUAGAUAUUUAUAUUGCCUUUGUAUUCUCAGUGAGAAAAUUUAUACUGUUAGUUUAUGUUUUUCACGUGAUGUGUUUUUGGAACACUUUUUUUUUAUUAGGAGUUGAGUGAGAGUGAUAAAAUGUUAGUAUUGUACUGCGUAUUUAACAUAUCACUUCCUGUCAUGUAGGAGCUUGCUAGCUAAGUUAAACUAAUAAAAGCAUCUUAGAUUUUACAACCAAUGUGUUAUUUAAAAUUUUGCAAGCAAUAUAUUAUGGAUCAUUU